This is a messenger RNA of Xenopus laevis (African clawed frog), 3430 nucleotides long. It is a transcript of the gene sox9.L, whose product is annotated as SRY-box 9 L homeolog. Lineage: Eukaryota; Metazoa; Chordata; Amphibia; Anura; Pipidae. The record is from RefSeq and is a predicted model, not a curated record. The transcript has 4 exons. Bases 517 to 1947 code for a protein of 476 amino acids. Gene Ontology annotation, molecular function: DNA binding; DNA-binding transcription factor activity, RNA polymerase II-specific; RNA polymerase II cis-regulatory region sequence-specific DNA binding. Gene Ontology annotation, cellular component: nucleus; cytoplasm. Gene Ontology annotation, biological process: neural crest formation; negative regulation of transcription by RNA polymerase II; morphogenesis of an epithelium.
AAGGCUUUGCCUGAAUCUUUUUUAUAGUGCAGACUUCACCACCGAGACCUAUAUGAAUGCUGAGCACAAAAAAAGAUUUUUUUUUUCAGCAGUGCUUUCUACCACCCCCCACCCUCACCCUCUUCCAAAUCCCCGCAGCCAAUGCUUGCUCUCCGCUGAGAGAGGCGUGGUUCCAAGUAGAGGAGGGUAUUUAACGCAGCGCUCUCACCCAGAAGCACAAGAUCUGAAAGUGGAGCUGUGUGUGAGUAGAGAGGAAAGGAGGGCCCUUAUACUUAACAUUAGCAAAGCCAUUAGAAAUUCUGCACUGGGGUGCUGCUGACAAGUGAGCAAAGGCCGAGCACUGUGCAUGACUGAAGGGGCUGGAGAGUCAGUCUCCCCAUUGCUUUGGCUGAAGAGCUGACUUGGCCACUUCCAUUGUUCUCGGUUAAGUUGCGCAAAGACGCGGCUCUGCGCAAACAGUGCCACCCGCAGCCGACGAACUCGCUUUUCCAACAUUCUGCUCUCACCAUUAUUCGCAUGAAUCUCUUGGAUCCCUUCAUGAAGAUGUCAGAAGAGCAAGAUAAGUGCCUGUCCGGGGCUCCCAGCCCAACAAUGUCCGAGGACUCAGCAGGGUCCCCGUGCCCAUCCGGCUCUGGCUCCGACACGGAGAACACCAGACCCCAAGAAAACACUUUCCCCAAAGGGGACCAGGAGAUGAAGAAGGAGACAGAGGACGAGAAGUUCCCCGUGUGCAUCAGAGAAGCGGUCAGCCAGGUGCUGAAGGGAUAUGACUGGACCCUGGUACCGAUGCCAGUCAGAGUUAAUGGAUCCAGCAAGAACAAGCCCCAUGUCAAGAGACCCAUGAAUGCCUUCAUGGUCUGGGCACAGGCUGCAAGGAGGAAGCUGGCAGACCAAUAUCCCCAUCUGCACAAUGCAGAACUCAGCAAGACGCUGGGGAAGUUAUGGAGGCUUUUGAAUGAAGGUGAGAAACGCCCUUUCGUGGAGGAAGCAGAGAGGCUGAGGGUCCAACACAAGAAGGAUCAUCCCGACUACAAGUAUCAGCCACGGCGCAGAAAGUCUGUUAAGAACGGGCAGUCAGAACAAGAUGAUAGUGCUGAGCAGACCCACAUCUCCCCUAAUGCAAUUUUCAAGGCCCUACAGGCUGACUCCCCACAUUCUACUUCCAGCAUGAGUGAAGUCCACUCUCCUGGAGAACAUUCAGGUCAAUCCCAAGGCCCACCGACUCCUCCAACCACCCCCAAGACAGAUGUCCAGCCUGGAAAGCCAGACUUGAAGAGGGAGGGCAGGCCACUGCAGGAGAGCGGUAGGCAACCGCCUCACAUUGAUUUCCGUGAUGUGGACAUUGGUGAGCUGAGCAGUGAGGUCAUCUCCACCAUCGAAACCUUUGACGUCAAUGAAUUUGACCAGUACCUGCCACCCAAUGGCCACCCAGGGGUCGGCUCCGCUCAGGCCCCGUACACAGGCAGUUAUGGCAUCAGCAGCACCCCUAGUGCCACUACAGGUGCUGGUUCUGCCUGGAUGUCUAAACAGCAACAGCAGCCUCAGCAACACUCACUGUCAACCAUAAACAGCGAGCAAAGCCAGUCCCAGCAAAGGACACACAUCAAGACUGAGCAACUGAGCCCAAGUCAUUACAGUGACCAGCAGCAACAGCACUCCCCCCAGCAACUGAACUACAGCUCCUUCAACCUACAGCAUUACAGCUCUUCCUACCCAACCAUCACCCGGGCACAGUAUGACUACACAGAGCACCAGGGCUCCAACUCCUAUUACACUCACGCAAGUGGUCAAAAUUCUGGUCUCUACUCCAACUUUACCUACAUGAAUCCAAGCCAACGCCCCAUGUACACCCCUAUUGCAGACACAACGGGAGUUCCAUCAAUCCCCCAGACACACAGCCCACAGCACUGGGAGCAGCCUGUCUAUACACAACUCACAAGACCCUAGAUAUGUGAGUAGAACAAUGACUUUUUCUAAAGACAUGAAAUCCCCAUCCACUGUGAAGAAAGUUGCGCCCUCUACUGGUCACCAGCAAUAAUUGCUGUAACUCUCCAACAAGAACUUGUGACACAGAGGGAGCAAGCUGAGUGACAGUCAUAAGGGGUUUAGCAAAAGCAGUUGCUUGGCUGCUCAGGUGACUCUAGCCUUAAGGUAUUUUUAGCCAAAUUCGGGGAAAAUUGCUAAAGCAGAAUGUCCUCUGUGAGGACUAUUGGUUAGCUCUGUCAUUUAGUAUGUACUGUGUAUGUUCCAUUGCCUUUUACAGGGGUUUUUACAUUUAUACUAUAGACAACUUUUUGUAAAAAAAACAAACAUUUUCUUAAUCUCUUCCCUCCGAAUGCUGAACUAGUAGAACUCUCCAGCUUUUCUUGCAAUUUCAAGUAUUUUUGUAAUUCAAAUAGAAGAACAUUUAUUUUCAAGAGAAGAACUGAAUCUGGCCUUAUACUGUGUUUAGUAAUCCAGACAAGCUUCUAAGAAGCAACUAGAAGGAUCCGAAAAAGUAUCAAGUAGGAGAUUUGCAAAGGUACAUUAUGAAUGUAGGAAAUGUUUUUCCAUAUAGAUAUAUACCCAAGUGCCAACAAUCAAGUUGCCUAAAAACAAGUGCCCUUUUAUUACCUUAACGUAUAUCCAGCAGUUAAAACCUGCAAAUCUUGCCUUAGACAAAAUCAUCUGCAAAUAUUUACUCCAGAUUUUUUUAAUUCCUAAAUUAUUUAUUUUGUAUAAAAGCUAAUAUGUAAAAUAAAAUGCUUAGUGAGAAUCACUGCUCCCUCUCACGACUUAAAUAUUUUAGCAUGCAUUCCAAUCUUGGAAACUGCAAUUUUUUUUUUUGUUAAAUUAUAAAUUCUGCUGUUUUCUCCCUUCUGUUAUAUUCCGUUUUUUACUUAUUGCCAAACGAAUGCAAGUCCUGUUUAUGAAAAAAAAAAAAAAAAAGAUCAGACCAUUGAAUUAGAUUUAAGCUGCAUUUUUUAAGAUAAAAAUGGGUACAAUACUAUAGCAUUAAUAGUAAUUUUUUAGCAGAGAAAAAUAUAUUAAUUUAUACUGAAAUUGUUACCUAAUGUGCAUUUAGAAAACAAAGUGCAAAAAAAAAAAAACCUUGGUGAUAAUUCGGCAAUACAGCGAGCAAUAACUUGUCAUAUGAAGUGCAGUCUGACUAGUUACGUUUUUAACCGUUGCUUCAAAAAUUUUAUUUUUGUAUAUUUUUAGAUCUGAUGAAGCACUCCUUAAUUAUUGCAUUUGUUACAAAAAAGCAGGCCUUAAAUAUUACUUUAACUUAAAACAAAAAGGAUAUAUACCAUGUUUGUUAGUCGUUACUGGGUUUUUGUAAAUUGCAUUGUGCGACUUUUUUUUGGACAAUUUCUAUGUUUUGUGUCUUUUGUGAAACUUACCCUCUUGUGUAUUAUUUUGCAAUAAAUAUACUAUGUACUAAAAGUUA